Molecule: messenger RNA, 4703 nt
Organism: Danio rerio (zebrafish)
Lineage: Eukaryota; Metazoa; Chordata; Actinopteri; Cypriniformes; Danionidae
Source: RefSeq, a predicted model, not a curated record
UUGAACACGCCCCUUCCGAAUGACAAGGAAACAUAACCGUUAAAGAUGAAUCUCAUUUUUUUACCGUUAUAUCUGUGCGGGUGCUCAUCAUUUUGCAUAGAUAUUUUCCAUUGGUAAGCCAUUCUACUAUGAUAAGUGUGAAAUGAGCCACGGCGUAAACCGUUUGGGAGCCAGCCAAAAUUUACAACUGAAAGCAGAAACCCAGCCCUCCUUCGAUUACACACAGAGAGAGGGAGCACGCUAAUAGUGACAGCGGCACAUAUACAACUGCUCUCUGUGAUCGACCGUACGCUGCUUGAUCAGAUUUCGGUCGUGCACCUCAAAGGAUAUACCUCGGCCUGCUUUUGGCAUGUUCGUUUUAACCGGACUUGUUGCCAGUGGCUCAACAACGUUGUGUUCAAUCAGGCAAUGCCUUCCUUUUCCUUUCGCGUUUUGCGGAGCAAACUACAAGAGCCCCACGCAUAUGCCAGCGAUCCGUCGUUUUAUUUGUGUAUAACGUUACGUGUGUUGAUGGUUAAAAAUGCAUAGGUUUUGAUUGACAGGAUUUUACAAGGACGAACAAACGCGUUCUCGGCUGGAAGAAGCAAACAGGAGCUGUAUCUAUUCUUUGGAUUUCACGGCAAUAUCACGGUGUUUUUUGAUGGAGCUGGAGAAUAUUGUUGCAAACACGGUACUACUGAAGGCAAGAGAGGGUGGAGGAGGUAAGCGGAAAGGAAGAAGUAAGAAAUGGAGAGAGAUUCUUCGUUUCCCUCAUAUCAGUCAGUGCACAGAGUUGAACAAAGCCAUCGAACGAGACUACGUGUGCCUGUGUGAGAGGCAGCCCAUCGGGAGACUUCUGUUCCGCCUCUACUGUGAGACCCAACCAGAGCUUCAGCGAUGCAUACAACUUCUGGAUGCCAUGGAUGAUUACGAGGUAUCUCCAGAUGAGAAGAGAAAGAGUCGAGGAGAUGAGAUCAUCAAGAAAUUUCUCAACAAGCAGUCCUCUGAGUGUGUGGAUGUUGCUGAAAGUCUUGCUGAAAGAUGCAAAGAAAAUCUAGAACUGAGCCCCUGCAAGGAAAUCUUUAGUGACUGUCGCAAAGCUCUCCAUGACUAUUUAAGUGGUGCUCCUUUUACUGACUAUCAAAACAGCAUGUACUUUGAUCGCUUCCUCCAAUGGAAAAUGUUAGAAAGACAGCCCAUCACAAAAGACACAUUUCGGCAGUACAGAGUUUUGGGAAAAGGAGGCUUUGGAGAGGUGUGUGCUUGCCAGGUGAGAGCAACAGGUAAAAUGUAUGCUUGUAAAAAGCUGGAGAAAAAAAGGAUAAAGAAGAGGAAGGGGGAAGCCAUGGCUCUGAAUGAAAAACAGAUUCUGGAGAAGGUCAACAGCAGGUUUGUGGUUAGUUUAGCAUACGCAUAUGAGACCAAAGAUGCUCUGUGUCUGGUGCUGACCAUAAUGAAUGGUGGCGAUCUGAAGUUUCAUAUCUAUAACAUGGGCACCCCAGGCUUCGAGAAGGAGCGUGUGCAGUUGUAUGCUGCCGAGAUCUGCUGUGGUCUAGAAGAUCUGCACAGAGAGUCUAUCAUCUACAGGGAUUUAAAGCCAGAGAAUAUACUUUUAGAUGAUAAUGGUCAUAUCCGAAUCUCAGACCUGGGUCUGGCCAUUAAAGUACCCGAUGGAGAGCAAAUUCGUGGCCGAGUGGGGACUGUGGGCUACAUGGCUCCAGAGGUGAUCAAUAACGAGCGGUAUAGCAUGAGCCCUGACUGGUGGGGGUUGGGUUGCCUGAUCUAUGAGAUGACUGCUGGUCGAUCGCCUUUCCGAGCUCGCAAAGAGCGAGUAAAGAGAGAAGACGUGGAGAAGAGGGUGCAGGAGGAGGAAGAAGAGUACAGUGACAAGUUUUCAGAAGACACCAAAGCCAUCUGCAGGAUGCUGUUAUCCAAAGAUCCCAAGCAGAGGCUCGGCUGUCAGACGGACAGAGCUUCUGGAGUCAAAGCCCAUCCUUUCUUCAAGAACAUCAACUUCAAGAGACUAGAGGCUGGCAUUUUGGAACCUUCAUUUGUGCCUGACCCCAGGGCCGUCUACUGUAAAGAUGUUUUGGACAUUGAGCAGUUCUCCACCGUUAAGGGUGUCAACCUGGACCAAACAGACAAUGAUUUUUACUCGAAGUUUGCCACUGGCAGUGUCUCCAUCCCAUGGCAAAAUGAGAUGAUUGAAACAGAGUGCUUUAAUGACCUUAAUGUAUUCGGGCCACAAGGGACACGGCCUCCUGACCUGGAUUGGAACCAGCCUCCUGAGCCUCCUCGGCGUAGCCUGCUGGACAGGAUCUUUAGGAGACAUGUGAGGAUCUCCUCCACCUCCACCACAGAGGAACACCCCAGAGAACAGAGUAGUUAACUACAGACCAGCGUCCAGAGGUGACCAUCACUCAAAGUCGGGUCUUGUCUUCCAGCGUCAACUCUGUUGACUCCGUGACAAACUCUGCCCCCUAGUGGAAAGAUUGCUGUGGGACUACAGUGAUCAAAAAUGCCUGAGUGAUAUUGUAAGGAGUGAAUCCGUAUGAGGAACUCGCCUGCUCUUAAAGACCAGUCAAAAGAGAGUGGAAGCACCUGUUUUCCUUGCUGGGCCCACACUAUCCAUCCACGGCACUCCAGGAGAACAGGAGCAAAUCAACUCCCAUUUAAAGCUCGUUAUCUAUCCGUUUAAUGACAGCAAGGUUUAUUCCUUCACCUUCACCUUCAGGAGCGCUGGAACAGUGAAGAGCCACUGACAAUGACAGAAUUUUAACUUGUAUUAUUCAGGGGAUUUUAUUGACAAAGAGAGGCCUCAACAGGGAAUGGGAUGGGGUCUCUUUAAAUUUUUUUUUACUAAGGAAUUAUAAAAUAUAAGACUACACACACACACACACACACACACUCAUUUACUCCACCAUUCUUUCAGUGAUGCCUGCCUGCUCAUUUUUUCUUGCAACACUUCCAACCUCAACCCAAAUUACCUAGCAUACUCUUAGGCCAAAGAAUUUAGGAGCUUCUAAAGGAAAGACGUGAGUAUUUGAAUAACUGUUGAGAUUUUUUUGAUUAAGAAAGUCCUAAAAGCACAAGGAAAUAGGAACUUGUCAUCUACAAAUUAUGUGAUAUCACUGAAAAAGUCCACUGAAGGCCUCCAUCCAAUUAUCUCAAAUCUCUUCUGCUCAGUGUGUUAUACAAUACAUGUUCAAAAGCUAGAAUUAUCUCAGUAUGGUUACUUCCUUUGUGCUUAAAGGGCCUUGGCAGUUCUGAAGGGUAGAGCCAUCAAAGGGUGUGGUGUAUUUAUUUGGGUGACUAGCCUUCUAUUAGCACAUAGCUAAAAUAUUUACAGCACAACGAGUUAGUCAGGGAGUCCUUCUUAUCGCUUGGUAUUAACAACAAGUAGCACUUUUAGCUUAUUUACUGAAAGUUAGCCAUUUAAAAUGAUUUCUUCAGCUUUCACUGGCAUUACGAUGCUGAUUAUGGGAUGUUGCUGGACUAUUCAACCUAAGCUACUUUUGCCGCUGUGAAAAUGACAUACAAAAUUGUAUCAUGGCAGCUCCAAGAGCAUGCUUUCUUCUAUAAUUCAACCACUAAACUAAAACUGACCCCACUUUACGCACACAUAUAUACAUACAGUACACCAGACACGUGCAAUUUCAUACCUCAGCAGCAGUUUUAUCUUAUGUUUUCAGUUUGUAAUCAGAUGCUUGUAGGAAGAUAUUUAAUUUAUCUCCCCCGACUUUAAGUGUACUGAAUUAAAUGUACUAAUUGGAACACACCGCCCUGAUAUAGGCUAUGUGACAUCUGUAGAGAAUAUUUGAUAGUUUUGUAAUGUUCAAAUGUUUCUUUAUGUAAUGGACAGUUUAUUAGUAUCCAAACAGAGUGACUCAAGAAGGAACAGAGUAUAUUGCUUUUACAAUGCCAUUCCAAGGUAUUUAUAUGCCUCAGUUCUUAAGAUAAGGUAUAAUCAAGUUUAUCAAAAUGGCUCGAAAGUAUGUGUGCUAAGUGCCAUGUUAAUUUCAGUCAUUAAUCUGAUGUGUGUUCUAUAAUGAUGCUAAAUAUUUUAUUAGUUGAUUCUAGCACUCUAAAUUGUAAGAUUUGAUCUAUGGAAACAUAAAGGGAAGGUUUUUUUUUCCAACAUACUCCUAAAAGGAUGGAAAUUUGAGUCGAAUUUGAGUCAAACGGAAAACUAUAAUUGUUAGUGUAAUUUAAAGGGGAAAAGGUUGUCAAUUAAAUACCCACUGGUUUCAACUUUACUUGUAUUUCUCCAUUGCACCACUGAAGAAAUUCAACAGCUAAAAUAAAAAAAGAAUGGUGAAACUUUACAAAAACAGCUUAUUGUUUGCUUAUUGUUUCACCUGUGCAACAGUGUAACGAAUAUGUAAUUACUGCAUAAAAGGGAACCAACCUUUAAAACUAUGACCAAACUUAAAGGGAAAUUAAGUAGUAUAUAUUUGAUGAGAAGAAUCAAUAAGAUUUUUUUGUAGAACUCAUGAAGUGAGUACAUACUUGAGAAAAAAACAAAACAAAACAAUGAAGUGCCUCCUUUUUUAGUAGUCUAGUCCAGGUUAGUGCCCAUGAUGUGGUUUGCACUUUGUCACUUCAGUCAUUCUCACAAUGUAAACUUGCACACGCACAACACAUUUUAAAGAAAGGUGUUCACUGAUUGCAUGUAAAGCCAAUCUUGACAAAGUCCUUCUGAAUAAAACCUGUGCUGGCCUGAA